This is a messenger RNA of Ostrinia nubilalis (European corn borer), 5665 nucleotides long. RefSeq names its product phospholipid-transporting ATPase ABCA3-like. The coding region runs from base 10 to 5265 and encodes 1751 amino acids. Lineage: Eukaryota; Metazoa; Arthropoda; Insecta; Lepidoptera; Crambidae. The record is from RefSeq and is a predicted model, not a curated record. Gene Ontology annotation, molecular function: lipid carrier activity; ABC-type transporter activity; ATP binding. Gene Ontology annotation, biological process: lipid transport; transmembrane transport. The transcript has 31 exons. Gene Ontology annotation, cellular component: membrane; intracellular membrane-bounded organelle.
GGAGGAUGUAUGUCAAACUUGUGUUUUUUUCUCAAUAGGAUUAAUUUGCGUAAUUUAUAUAAUGUAUCGUUUGAAUUACUAGCAUUUUAUUCAGGAACUGCUAAAAUAUGCGACAAUUUUAAGUGCUGUGUGAGUGAAAUUGUAACUACGGAUAUCAUUAUGCCUGCUUAUGAGAAGUUAAACCUUCUUAUAUGGAAGAACCUCCUACUACAAAGGAGACACAAAUGGCAGACUUUAUUUGAAAUUGCUUCACCUGUUAUAUUUUCAUUAUUUCUUAUACUUGUAAGAUGUCUGGUGGACCCCCAAUCAAAACCAGCUAUUUCAUAUCCACCAUUCCAACCUACUUAUUUCAACAUGAGUGGUCAAAGCCUAGGGAAUCUCACAACUACCAAAAGGGAAGGGACUUUAGCAUUUUCUCCUGAGAAUCCUCUGACCAGAAAAGUGACUGAAGAUGCUAUGGCAACAGUGGCAUUGGACAAUCUCAAUGGCUUACUGGCUCUAUUAUUUGACACUAAAAUGUUACCUCAGCCUAAGGGUUUCAAGAAUGCAGCUGAAAUGGAGGUGGCUUUGACUCAACCCAAUAUUAUGAAUCAAAUUCUAGUUGGAAUCCAGUAUGAUGACAGUAUGGCAAAUGCAUCCAAAUGGCCAGAUGACAUAGUAGUAACGCUCAGGUUCCCAGCCGUCAUGAGAACUCCCAUGGUGGAACACCCUCUUAGAGCCAGCUGGAGGACCAACCUGUUAUUCCCUUUGUUUCCUCGACCAGGGCCUCGAGAUGCUGAUGAUAUGUACGGUGGAAAAACUCCUGGCUAUUCUCCCGAAAUGUUUCUCGCCGUGCAACACGCCGUUUCGAAAGAGAUCAUAAAACAAAAGUCAGGAAAACCUCUUGACACAAAAGUUUAUCUGCAGCGGCUGCCACAGUCCGCGUACAGAAAUGACGACCUGCUAAUAGCUCUAGAAAGAUUCAUUUCCAUGAUAAUAAUGCUGUGUUUCGCUUACACUUUCGUCAAUACUGUUCGAGUAGUCACUGCAGAGAAAGAACUACAGCUGAAGGAAACAAUGACAAUUAUGGGUUUACCUUCGUGGCUUCACUGGCUUGCGUGGUUUAUUAAACAGUUCUCUUUCCUUUUGAUAUCGGUCGUCCUUAUGGUUAUAUUAUUUAAGAUCCCGUUCAACUCAACGAGUAGUGGUGACCGAUACGCUGUGCUAACAUUCACGCCAUGUUCAGUUCUGCUGUUCUUCAUGGUUCUCUUCGUAAUCGCCUCGCUGGCUUUCUGCUUUAUGGUUAGCGUAUUUUUCACCAGAGCCAACACGGCCGCGUCAUUCAUGGGUCUGGCGUGGUUCUCCACCUACUCGGUGUUCAUGCUCACACAAGUGCUGUACGAAGACAUAAGCCUGACGACUAAACUGGUGCUAAGCUUGAUAUCCAACACUGCCAUGGGGUAUGCCUUUCAGAUGAUCAUCAUGUGUGAAGGUACUUCGAGAGGUCUACAGUGGAGUGAGUUUUUCAGUCCGGUGUCUUACCACGAUCAAUAUAAACCAGCGCAUGUGGCUCUCAUGUUGGUAGUAGAUGCCAUACUCUACAUGCUGAUUGCUAUGUACGUGGAAAAGAUACGACCUGGACUCUAUGGAGUUCCGCUGCCAUGGUACUUUCCAUUUACUAAAAGUUUUUGGAUGCCCAACAAAAAUAAAAAGGCUGAAUUAACCAAAAAAGAAGGCGCAGAUUUAGAAUACAACGAUGCUUUGCUAAAAGUGGUUCAUGAUGAAGAACCGAAAGGAGUGCCAAUGGGUGUUAAUAUACAAAACUUAACCAAAAUCUAUAGUGGUCGUAAAAAGGCUGUGGAUAAUUUAAACCUUAGGAUGUAUGAAAAUGAAAUAACAGUAUUAUUAGGUCAUAAUGGUGCAGGAAAAACUACUACAAUUUCUAUGCUGACAGGUAUGGUCCCACCUUCGUCGGGAUCGGCGACGAUAAACGGGUACAAUAUAGUCAGCGAGACGGAACUGGCGCGCAAAUCCCUGGGGAUAUGCCCCCAACAUAAUGUGCUGUUUCCAGACCUGACCGUCGCCGAACACAUCAUCUUCUAUUCGAGGUUGAAAGGGGUGCCCGAAAACAAAAUCAACGAAGAGGUCAAUCAUUUCGUGAAGCUACUAGAGUUGGAACAAAAGAGGGACGUGGUCUCAGACAACUUGUCGGGUGGUCAGAAGCGACGGUUGUCGGUAGGCGCGGCGAUGUGUGGCUCCUCCCGAGUUGUCUUGCUUGAUGAACCUACUUCGGGUCUCGACCCUGCUGCCAGACGAGCUUUGUGGGACCUACUACAGAAGGAGAAAAAAGGUCGAACAAUGAUCCUGACGACUCACUUCAUGGACGAAGCCGACGUACUCGGCGACCGCAUAGCGAUAAUGUCCGGGGGCCGCUUGCAAUGCGUCGGCACGCCGUAUUUCCUCAAGAAACACUACGGCAUAGGAUACAAGCUCACUAUCGUGAAAGGAGAGAACUGCAAUGUUGAAGAUGUGACACGAUUUUUCAAGACUUAUGUACCUGAUCUUAAAGAAAACACGAAUAUAGGUUCCGAACUAACGUACAUCUUGCCAAAUGACUAUGUUAGCAAAUUCCCCGAUAUGCUCAAAGAAUUUGAGAACAAAAGAGAAUCUUUGCAUGUAUCCAGCUAUGGCUUAUCAGUCACCAGUUUGGAAGAAGUAUUUAUGAAGGCGGGUGCAGAGGACAAUGACAUAUCGUCUGCUAAAAGAAAUAACUAUGUGGGCUUACACAAUAAUGACUGCGCGAUCGUGCCUGUAGACGGUCAUAUUAAUACUAUGGCUGACACGGAGCCGCUGCAAAAAGUCAGAGGAUUCAGAUUACUCAAGAAUCACAUCAAAGCAAUGUUUCUCAAAUUGUCGUAUAAUACAAUGAGAAAUAAGUUAACCGCCUUUAUACAAUUCGUAACGCCUAUAAUAAAUAUAACUAUAUCUGUAAUAAUAGCGAGAUCAUGGAAAUUUAUGUCUCAGUUGCCACCUCUUACCCUGAGCUUGGAAAGUGGGUUCCGGGAAACACAGACUCUUAUGUCACAAGUAGCUAAUUUGUCAGACAGCAGCGUAGGAGCUAAAGCCAUGAAUGCAUUCAAAGAUUAUUUCAAAACUUCCACAUACCCUGGAAUGCAACUGGCUGACAUUGGAACUAUGGAUUUGGGAAAGUUUUACUUGAAACUUAGUGCAGAGAACCUUGCCCGUGUUAGGUAUGAAAAUUUAGUAGGAGCUACUUUCGCUCCGAACCGUAUUACAGGCUGGUUCAGUAACUAUGGGUACCAUGACUCUGCUAUCUCACUCGCACUAAUCAACGACGCUAUAAUACGUGCUGUAGCGCCUGGUAGCUCUUUGAAGAUUGUAAAUCAUCCUUUACCUUAUUCUAUAGAAAACCUGGUCCGAGUUAUGGCAUCUGGCAGCAGUAUGGGGUUUCAGUUUGCAUUUAACAUUGGAUUUUGUAUGGCCUUCGUUACAUCAUUCUUGGUGCUAUUUGUGAUCAAAGAACGCAUAAGCGGUGCAAAGCUCCUCCAACGCGUCUCAGGCGUUCGACCUGCCGUGCUUUGGGGUACUGCCUUCAUAUGGGACUGGAUAUGGCUGCUGCUAAUAUACCUCUGUAUUGUGAUAACUCUGGCAUGUUUUCAGGAGAAUACACUCUCUACACCAUCCGAAUUAGGAAGGGUGCUGUUAGUAUUGAUGGUCUUCUCUUUAGCAACGGUACCUUUGCACUAUUUGGCAUCAUUUUAUUUUGAAGCGGCAGCAACUGGGUUCUCAAAGAUGUGUUUCAUGAACAUAUUUUGUGGUUGUAUGCCAUUUUUAAUUACGGAAGUUUUACGACUACCAGAAGUAGGCAGCCCUUACUAUGCACACUUGUUUGACUGGAUCUUUUCACCAUUGCCCAUUUACUGCAUAAGCCGAAGUUUCAGGGACAUGAGUGUAUCGUCGUUCUCAAUGAUGGCGUGCGACGGUUUGUGCGAGCAGUUCGUGAACAUCGACAACUGCACGCGCCACAUGAUAUGCACCAAGCUCAACAUCAGCGUGUGUUGUAUCGAAGACGACCCAUUUCUGAAGUGGAGUGAACCCGGCAUCGGGCGAUAUCUGUUCAUGAUGAGUCUAGUUGGAAUUUUGGCGCUAACCUUGCUGCUAAUCAAAGAGUACAAACUCAUGAAUAAGGUGUUUUACUCGUCAAGUCCGAAGCCGGCGCCGCCGGUAUCUUCAGAGGAAGACAGUGACGUGGUAGCGGAGCGCCGCUUUGUGCAAGCGCUCACUAGAUCCGAGCUCGGCCAAUACAGCCUCGUGUGCAAGGACCUUACCAAGUAUUACCAGAAGUUCUUAGCAGUUAACAGGUUGACGUUCGCGGUGCGCAAGGCGGAAUGCUUCGGGCUUCUAGGCGUGAACGGCGCAGGCAAGACAAGCACUUUCCGGAUGCUCACGGGCGAUGCUCACAUCUCCAGUGGCGACGCGCACGUGCACGGGCUAUCUAUCAAGACCAACAUACAGGACGUGCAUCGCCACAUAGGAUACUGUCCCCAAUUCGACGCUCUAUUCGACAACUUAACGGCGCGGGAAACGUUGCGUAUAUUUUGUCUUCUUCGCGGGAUACCGCCGAAAACCGGAGCGAUGAGAGCAUUGCAUCUUGCUACGACGCUUGGAUUCUUAAGACAUUAUGAUAAGAAAGUGCAAGAAUGUAGUGGAGGUACUAAAAGAAAAAUCAGCACAGCUGUCGCGCUACUUGGCGAUUCACCAUUAGUUUUCUUAGAUGAACCAACGACAGGUAUGGACCCAGCGUCAAAGCGGCUCGUGUGGUCGUGCAUAAGCGACGGCGUGUCGGCGGGCCGCAGUAUCGUGCUGACGUCACACAGCAUGGAGGAGUGCGAGGCGCUGUGCUCGCGCCUCACCGUCAUGGUCAAUGGACGCCUGUACUGCCUGGGCCCGCUGCAGCACUUGAAGAGCAAGUUCUCCCAAGGAUACACCCUAAUAGUCAAAUGCAAAACAGAACCAGAUAGAGAUAAAAACGUAGCCAAUGUAAACCAGUACAUCAAUGAAAAUUUUAGUGAUGCGAAACUUAUUGAAACGUACCUCGGAAUCAGCACGUACUACCUCAACGACGCAGACUUGCCCUGGUGGCGCGUAUUCCACGUGAUGGAAGAGGCCAGGACAAAGUUCUCCAUAGAAGACUAUUCCGUAUCGCAGACCACACUCGAACAGGUAUUUCUAAGGUUCACCAGAUUACAAGGUAACAUUGAAUAACAUUCGUCGAUGAAUCCUAGUUUUUGUAAAUAAAGACCAGCGGUAGUUUGAGAAAUUACGCUUAUCUUAUAGUUUUAUACUCUUGAAAUGUAAUGUGUGUACACUUUGUACACUAUUGUUUUAAAUGAUGUGUGUGACGUGCACCAGUGGCGUUGUAGGAAGACGGUCACAUACAUCAUAUGUCAUAUAAAUGGCAAUUACGACUUGUAUUAUGAAUGGAACCACGAUAUUAAAUCUAACAAUGUAGCACUUAACUCAGUGGGGAUGGGAUCGGCACGGGAGGGGUGACAUAGACAUUAAUAUGACGUGACAGAGCAUAAUUUGAAGGAGAUCUGAAGUUUCGCUAACGUUUGACGUUACAAAAACACCAUACCGUGCCUUUCAUCUCAAGCACUGUGAC